Messenger RNA from Penicillium hordei, 204 nucleotides. RefSeq lists its product as uncharacterized. The coding region runs from base 1 to 204 and encodes 67 amino acids. The record is from RefSeq and is a predicted model, not a curated record. The transcript is spliced from 2 exons. Lineage: Eukaryota; Fungi; Ascomycota; Eurotiomycetes; Eurotiales; Aspergillaceae.
AUGGCUUCGCGGGAAAUGGCCUUUGCUGUGCAUUCUAUUGAGAUCUUACUCUCACUAGAUAGCACCAGCAAGGCUGUUUCAACACUUAAUCUCAUGCCGCUUACGAGCAUCCUAGUAGGAUUUCCGGGAGCUAUCCACUUAGAUACGAUGUACGUAUUAGAAUCAAUGUACAAUUUCGUUCAGAUUUCUUGUUUCCUCAUGUAG